ACGUAACAAUGGCAGUGGUCGAAAAGAAACCAAACAGCGCCGCAGAAAGUGAGAUACGCGAAGAAUGUAGGGUUGGAGUGAGAAGCAGAUGUGUAAAGAAGAAGCGUAACCAUGGCGCUUACUUUCAGAACCCUCUUCCUCAUGCUACUCGCAAUCCUCUCUCUUCUCCUUUUCGAGGACUGGGUGUCAACGCCUUCUUGCAACAACACCGACAACAUCGUCAACAACAACCUUAAAGUCAUGAUGGUCGCUGACCUCCUUCUCUCCGAUUCCGGUUUCGUCAACCGCGUCUUCCGAGACUACUACAUGUCAAAAUUCUUUCGGAAAUCGUUCGAGGUUCUGCGGCCCGAUUUGCUUGUGGUGUUGGGCGACCUAUCGGCGCGAGGCUCGGGGCUAACGAGGAGCAAGUGGGUGUCGUUGCUGCGGAGGUUUUACAGAGUGUUGGGCCCUUUUGUCGGGCUUCCGUUCCACGCCGUUCUCGGCGACAGAGACGUUGGAGAGUGUGGGGAGAUUGAUGCUGACAGGGUUAGUUGGAUUGCGAACAAGUUUCCCGGGUUGGAUUCCUCUGGCUGCGCUGCGUUUGAGAUUGGGAAUGUGAGUUUUGUCUCGCUGAACGCGGUGGCUCUGCUUUGCGGGGGGAGUGGUGGGUUGCGUUUUGAGGUGGAGAAGGUGAUAGAAAGGGAGAGUGUGGGGGUUCACAUGGGAACGGAGAGGGUGGUGAAGAGAGUGAAUGGUUCUGGGGAGUUUGCAGAUGAGGAUGUUUUAUCUGGGUCAGGACCUGUCGUUUUGCUGCACCUGCCGUUGGAUCAAGCGAGGAAUGAACGCUUUGGUUCGGUUGGUGAUUUUGAGAAAUAUUGGAGUUCUUCCAUGGAUGGGUUAAAUGUGGUGUCAGAAAGCAGGGGUGACCUGUAUAAGUUGCUUCAUACCCUUCCUCCGAAUGCUUCUGAGUACAUUUUACAAGCUCUGAAACCAAGGAUUAUUUUCAGUGGUCACAGUUAUACAUUCUCUGAUCAUGUUCAUGGGGACAGAACUCGUGAGAUUAGUGUUCCAGCAAUGUCAUGGAACGCAAGAGAUGACCCUGGAUUUGUGAUUGCCUCUUUUCAAAAGACAGGAAGAGCAGUGAGCAUAAGCCAUUGUUCUCUUGCUAGGGAAUCUCAUAUUCUUAUAGUCUACAUUUGUGUAAUGUUAUUGUUUUGUUUGGUGUGUUUAAAAGGAUACUGGCAUGGGAGUUUGUCAUGUAGAUUAAGGAUUAGCCCUUAUCCAGUAAAGGGUUUUUCAAUUUUGAAGAAAGCAAGAGAUUGUUUUGUUUGUGUUGUUCGAAAGCAAGGUUCUUCACCAAGAUCGAUUCUCCAGCCUUUCACACCUUCCUUCAAUUCAACUCAGCUCUCUGCGCCUUCCCCUGCGCGCCCAUGGCCGCAUCAUAGCAGCGAUCAGUCCAUCACAUCAAAAUCAAUGGCGGAAAGCGCAUCACCGUCGUCCAAACCCUCACCAAUGGACCCUCAAAACCCCGCACCAUCCUCCAACCCUACAAUCCCUUCCCCUUCCCACAACAACAUGCCUUCACCUUCGCUCCCUCCGCUUCCCCAAGACCAGCAACAGCAACAGCAGCAGCAAAAUCUUCAUCAACAGUUGAGUCCGCCUCAACAACAACAGCCUCUCGUGUCGUCGCAAGCCAUGAACACCAUCAACGGCAUCAACCCUAUCUCCAAUUUCCAACUCCAGCAGACGCUGCAGCGAUCGCCUUCCAUCUCGCGCCUCAAUCAAAUCCAGCCUCAGCAGCAGCCGCAGCAGCAGCAGCAGUUCGGCGUCAUGCGCCAGCAGGCCGGAUUGUACGGCGGACAGAUGAGCUUUGCUGCCGCGGGCGGCGGAGCGGGCCAGCAGCAGCAGUUGGGCGGCUCCAAUUUGUCGCGGUCCGCGCUGAUAGGGCAGAGCGGACACUUCCCCAUGUUGUCUGGUGCUGGUUCGCAGUUUAACUUGCUCUCCUCGCCAAGGCAAAAAGGUGGGCUAGUUCAGCAGUCUCAGUUCUCAGGUAAUUCUGCUGGACAAUCUCUGCAAGGAAUGCAAGCAAUGGGUAUGAUUGGAUCGUCAAAUCUCACCUCUCAACUGCGAGCUAAUGGAGCCCUUGCUUAUGCACAGCAGCUUCGAAUGAGUCAGGGUCAAAUCAGACAGCAAAUUUCUCAGCAGAGUUCACUUAACACUGGACAGGUUCAAGGUUUACCAAGGUCAUCAUCCCUUGCUUUUAUGAACUCUCAGUUGUCUGGGUUGUCUCAGAAUGGGCAACCAGCGAUGGUUCAUAACUCCUUAACACAGCAACAGUGGCUUAAGCAAAUGCCAGGACUGUCUGGCCCUGCCUCACCAUUGCGUCUUCAACAGCAGAGGCAGCAGUUGGCUUCUUCUACUCAAUUGCAACAAAACUCUAUGAGCCUGAACCAGCAACAAUUGUCCCAGCUGAUUCAGCAACAGAAAUCGAUGGGGCAGUCUCAGCUGCAUCAGCAGCAACAGCAGCAACAGCCUCAACAGCUGCAACAGCAACUCAUACAUCAGCAGCCACAACAACAGUCUCAGCCACAGGCUUCUGUCCAUCAACAGCAACAGUCUCCAAGGAUGCCAGGACCUGCAGGCCAAAAGUCAUUCAGUCUAACAGGAUCACAGCCAGACGCUACUGCAUCUGGUGCAACUACACCAGGUGGUAGUUCUAGCCAAGGAACAGAAGCAACGAACCAAGUUCUUGGGAAGAGAAAGAUACAGGAUUUAGUUGCACAGGUGGAUCCACAAGGUACACUGGACCCCGAAGUUAUAGAUCUUCUUUUAGAGCUUGCUGAUGAUUUCAUUGAUUCUACAACUACACACGGUUGCAUUUUGGCAAAACAUAGAAAAUCAUCAACUUUGGAGUCCAAGGAUUUAUUGCUACACCUAGAGAAAAAUUGGGAUUUAACAAUUCCUGGAUAUUCAAGUGAAGAGAAGAAGUAUCAAAGCAAACCUCAAUUAAAUGACCUUCACAAGAGGCGCCUAGAUAUGAUUCGCACAAUGAUGGAAUCUUCGGCCUCUGAGUCAAAUAUUAGUAGUUCUAAAGAGUUGAGUAGACAGGGCAUUUCAAAUCCUACCCCUGUGGGAGCUCACCAUCUAGUAAGACCCAUGAGUUCAGAGCAGUUGGUUUCUCAUGCAGGUGGUUCUCAAAUGCUACAGCAGAUGACAAGGUUUUAAUGAACUUUUGAUUUUGGACUUCGUGCUGCUAGGUUUGACUGCCGGUAUGCCUGGUCUUGGAAGAGAUUGCUUGCUGAAACUGAUUAUUAUACAAGGGAACUGUAAUUACUUAGUAUUUAGACAUGAAAAAUAGUUGUUAAAGGAUCCAGUAACUCUUGUUAUUGCCCCAAUCCUCAAUAGUCCUUUUGUUUUACUCUUUGAUCUUAAUUAUGGUUUUUUAAUGUCCAUUGGUGUCUGUUUCCGAGUUCAUUUUGUAGGUUAAAUACUAGGAUACAUGUUGUUUAUGAUUGAGUAGGCAAAACUGGUGUAAAGUUUUUCAAGUUUGGAUCGAGUGUAGAGCAAACCAUCAAAUCGGGGCUUUGAAUUUUAAUGUAGUCAAAUUUAGGAAGGAAACAAACAGUAGUAUCUGCGCGAAUUAUAUAGCAUUUUCUUUGGUUGUGGUGUCA
Molecule: messenger RNA, 3650 nt
Organism: Vigna unguiculata (cowpea)
Lineage: Eukaryota; Viridiplantae; Streptophyta; Magnoliopsida; Fabales; Fabaceae
Gene: EER4
Product: Transcription initiation factor TFIID subunit A
Biological process (GO): DNA-templated transcription initiation; RNA polymerase II preinitiation complex assembly
Cellular component (GO): transcription factor TFIID complex; SAGA complex
Molecular function (GO): TBP-class protein binding; DNA binding; protein heterodimerization activity
Source: RefSeq, a predicted model, not a curated record